Molecule: messenger RNA, 1084 nt
Organism: Schistosoma mattheei
Lineage: Eukaryota; Metazoa; Platyhelminthes; Trematoda; Strigeidida; Schistosomatidae
Source: the annotation of a GenBank genome assembly
AUGCGAUUAUGGUGCGAUAAAGUGUUGAAUUGUCCGAUAAGUGGUUCGGAUGAGCAAAAUUGUUCAUCUACACCUCCUAUGAGCUUUCCACAUACAAAGUUUCAGAUUGAAAACGAAUAUCGAAUGCUAAAUGAUGUUUUAAAUCAAUUUGAGAAUACAAGUUUAUUAGAAUUUGUUGGUUAUCGGAAAAAAACUUCUGAACAACCGAUUACUAUGCUGUUGUCUGCAUACGUCAACACGUUUUGGUUAUCACUUAUACUAUUGAUUUCGAUAUUUAUUAUAUUUAUUAUAACUAUUUUAUUAUGUGUAUAUAAAUUAUUAAAACGCAAACAUGAAGCUGGUACAGUGAGAGUUACUGAAGUAAAAGAUUAUCCUACAAACUCUGAAGUCUGUAAUGAUGAUACAUUGAAAAAUAGUAUAAACAAUAAUCAUUAUUCAGAGAAUGCUUUCUCUGAAGAUCAAUUAAAUAAAGAAGAAACUUGUAAUGAUGAUUUUCAGAAUAAUAAUAGCAGUAAUGGUAGUGGUAAUAAUGAUUAUCAUAAAUUUUUACCAAGUGAUGUUAAUUACCUGAAUGGUUAUUUGAACUCACUGGGUAACCAAGAGAUAGCUCCACUCAUUAAUGUAACAGAAAAACAAUAGCAAGUAAUUAUGAUCGUGUGUGGGAUAGGAAGUACGCUUGAAAAAUACAUAUAUGGUUCAUUUGACUUUAUGAAUUAUCAAAUCAUUGUUAGCUGCAUUGUACUUCCUUUACUUCGUUUAACGUUUUCUACACUUUGCAUCUAUUAUCUAUGUUUGGUGCAUUUUGUGUUUUGAGAUCGUGCGUCUCUUUUUUUAACGAUACAAAAUGUCUUAGUACCCGGUAGGAUUGGAGAAAUAAAUUCUUUUUCUUAGCGUAUUAUGUUUUAGUGCUCGACAAAAAUAUAUAUAUCCAUCCGAGUUGAUUAUCUUUCUGGUAUCCAUGUUGAUUUUCAUCCAAACUAGUGGUUAUCCUUUCAUCGUUUAUAUAUAAUUUAAACUUCCUCUAACUUACUAUUCAUUCAGUUAUUUGGUUCCAGAAAAAACAUCAUUUAAAAACCACUCUACC